UCUCUUCCAAUUUACAAGGAUUCUCUCUCUUCCCAGAUAUUUUAAUUUUACUCAUUUCUUCUAUUUUUUUCUUUAUUAUCCUCAAAAAAGUUCCAAUUUUUCUGGGUUCUUACAAAGUGUACACUAUAAAAACACCAGCUUUUUUCCAAUAAUAAUUCAUUCAAAUAUCUGAAAAUUAAGAUAACAUAAGAUUUUUUUUAAAAAGUUCUUAUCUUUGGCUGAAAAUGGCCACUUUUACCAAAAUGAAUUCAUACCCAGAUAUCCAAUUGCCGGUCCGACCGGAAUUUUGCCGGAAAUUUUCAAAAUCCGGUAAAAUUCCGGUUGUGGGUCGGUCUAAAAAGGGUGGAAGAAGAUGGUGUUGGGAAGUUUGUAGGGCUUUUAAGGAAGAAGGGGAUAAUAUUGAGAAGAUAGAAAAAGAAAAUAAAAAUUCGAAUUUGGUAUUAAAAAUUAGAGUUAAAAAAGAAAUUGUUAAUUCAAUUAAAUCAGGAAUUGUGAGAUUGUGUAAGUGGCCUUCAGGGGAUGAGAAUAGAGAUGCUUUGGCUGAGCUUGAGAAGGUUCUUUUCUCGGCUGCUCUACAUUUUGGGAGAUACAUUGUAACCAUGAUGAGCACGGGUGUCGUUCUAUUAACUGGAUUUCAAUUGUCAGGUGGUGAAAUGCAUGACUUGAUCUGGUAUAGUUGGCUUGGAGGAGUUAUAAUUGGGACUAUGGUAGGGGCUAACAUGGUUAUGGACGAGCAUAGCCGAGCUGGUCCGAGAAAUGUUGUAAUAACUGGGAGUACUAGGGGACUUGGUAAAGCACUUGCUAGGGAAUUUCUUCUCUCUGGAGAUCGAGUGGUUGUAACGUCACGCAGUGCUGAUUCAGUUGAUGCAACUGUCAAAGAGCUUGAAGAAAAUCUACGGGAAAUGGAAGCUGUAAAUGGUAAAAAUCUGGCAUAUGCGAAAGUGGUAGGCAUACCAAGUGACGUUUGUGACCCUGAUGAUGUGAGGAAGUUAGCCGAUUUUGCUGUAAAUGAACUUGGCUCAGUUGACAUUUGGAUAAACAAUGCAGGAACAAAUAAAGGUUUCAGACCCUUGUUGCAGUUCACUGAUGAAGAUAUAAAGCAGAUUGUAUCGACAAACUUAGUUGGGUCUGUACUCUGCACCCGAGAAGCUAUGCGUGUAAUAACCAGCCAGAAAAAGGUGGGCCACAUAUUCAACAUGGAUGGUGCAGGUUCUGGGGGUUCUAGUACUCCUUUGACAGCUGUCUAUGGGUCAACAAAAUGUGGACUGCGGCAGCUUCAAUCCUCACUCUUGAAGGAAUGCAGGCGGACCAAGAUAGGCGUUCAUACAGCAUCACCUGGCAUGGUGCUGACAGAAUUACUGUUGAGUGGCUCGAGUCUUAAAAAUAAGCAAAUGUUUAACAUUAUCUGCGAGCUUCCAGAGACAGUUGCUAGAUCGUUGGUCCCACGCAUGAGAGUGGUGAAAGGCAGCGGAAAGGCCAUCAACUACUUGACACCACCAAGGAUUCUGCUUGCUUUGGUCACUGCUUGGCUACGACAAGGUCGCUGGUUCGAUGAUCAGGGAAGGGCGCUGUAUGCAGCUGAAGCUGACCGAAUCAGGAAUUGGGCUGAGGAUCGCACCCGUUUUUCAUUCACCGAUGCCAUGGAAAUGUAUACAGAAAACACUUGGGUUUCUGUUUUCUCCCUCUCUGUUGUCUGUGCUUUCAUCAUCCUCUCAAGCACAGGCAGCUCAUACCCAGGCACCUAAACUUUCAAAGAGAAAUCCGAAAGAAGCGUUUAAAUAAGCAGGGAACUGCUUGUUUUCUAUAGAAAGCUGACAAUUAUAUCAAAUACACAAGAGUAGAGAUCAGAAAGUAAUUUGUGCAACCAUUGAAAAAGCCAUGCUCAAUUAUGUAGAACAUCCAACAUCAACAAAUGUAUCAAGCCCUCCAUUGAAGUUGUAUAGAAGUGGUCUGCAGGCUUUUUUUUAUACAGAUUUGUAGAAUUCUUUGUAAGUUGAAUUCUUAGGAAAUGUGUAAAACUGUAAAGAUACACUAUACUGUAUUACUAUUGUAUGCAGUUUGUGUAAGAUGAUCAUUCCUGAAUGUAAAAAUUAAUUAUUUA
Beta vulgaris subsp. vulgaris (sugar beet) is the source of this 2101-nucleotide messenger RNA. Its product is annotated as probable chlorophyll(ide) b reductase NYC1, chloroplastic. The record is from RefSeq and is a predicted model, not a curated record. NCBI's taxonomy places the organism in Eukaryota, Viridiplantae, Streptophyta, Magnoliopsida, Caryophyllales, Amaranthaceae. Gene Ontology annotation, molecular function: chlorophyll(ide) b reductase activity. The transcript is spliced from 10 exons. Gene Ontology annotation, biological process: chlorophyll catabolic process; PSII associated light-harvesting complex II catabolic process. The coding region runs from base 225 to 1745 and encodes 506 amino acids.